Molecule: messenger RNA, 1212 nt
Organism: Sesamum indicum (sesame)
Lineage: Eukaryota; Viridiplantae; Streptophyta; Magnoliopsida; Lamiales; Pedaliaceae
Product: nucleophosmin
Source: RefSeq, a predicted model, not a curated record
GCAGUAGAAAGUCAGUGACAGCUCUCAUCAGUGUGUGUUGUGCGUUUUUCUGGGGGUGUAAACUAUGGCGAAAUCUGAUCAGACAUUGCUAGUGCUAGUGAUGUGUAUAGCCGUGAUAGCAUGUUCAUGGAUGCCUACAUCCCACUGCGCCAAGAAACCAGUCGGAGUGGCGAGAAAAGAAGACAUUCCCUAUAUAAAAUGUCAAGUCUGUGAGAAGUUGGCAUCCCAAUUAUACCACCAGGUUCAAGCCAAACAAGCUGAGAUCUCACCAAAAAAGAUAUCGGAGUAUCAAAUCAUAGAAAUUGCGGAGAAUGUCUGUAAUCUGAAGAAAAAAGAAGCUGAUUGGAUCCUUAAAAUUGAUAUUGUGGAGAAAGGGGAUAAAUUGGAGCUCGUCGAACACGACUCUGAAGGACAAUGUAGUUCAGAAUGCAAAACGAUAGAACGAGCUUGUCAAGAGGUUUUGGGUUAUGCUGAUACUGAUAUUGCAGAAUACUUGUAUAAAAAGAAGCCCCAGCUUGAUUCUUUGGUGAAUUUCAUCUGCAAGGACCUUACAGAAGCAUGCAAUUCAAAGCCACCUCCGGUUCCUAAGGAUAGGACUCCUGGAGAACCCUUUGUUGCCAAGUCGGAGAAAGAGGCAGAAAUGGAGAGGCUACUGAAAUCCAUGGAGGGAAUGCCAGGAGCUCCAGGCAUGAAGAUGUACUCAAGGGAAGACUUGAUGAACCAAAACUUUGGCGACGAAGACGCAGAUGAUGACGACGACGAUGAUGAAGCAGAUCUUCCCAAAAAUUUGGGAAAAGUACUGAGGCAAAAAGAUGCUAAAAAGUACGACUGGAAGGAACGGAUUGUGACAGGAGUUCAGGAUGCGGGGGAGAAACUGAAAGGCCAUGCUGACAGAGUUUCGAACAAAAUAAGACGGUGGUGGAGAAGCAAGAAAACAAGCUGGGAGAAGAGUUCAAAGUCCGGUAAAGCAGAGCUAUAGAGUUCAACGGCCAAGGAAACAACACGGCCCCCCUCUGCUACCCUUGUACUUAAUCUGUGUUCGUAAUUUCAGUUUCUAGCAGCGCAACCAUACGGCUACGACACAAAACUUGUAUUUCUGGAGAACUCUCAAAAGCAACUUUUGGGUCCGCCCAUCAAUUUUGUAAUCUGUCAACACUCUUUGCAUCAACCACUUAGCACCAACUGAAUGCCACAUUAUUCCUGGUUUGACCA